AGUAAUAUAAAACGGAUGAACUAGAUAAAAUAGCUUAGACGGCUUAUUCUUUUAAUUUUACUAAACUAAACAACCAACGAAGAAAAAAAAUGCCACCCAGGACCCACACCCACCUACAGCAUAGUUUUUAGUUAAGGUAGUUGGACUUCAUUUCAUCAUUUUAGUUGUUUUUUUUUUUUUUUUUUUUUUUUUUUUUUUUUUUUUGAGGGGAUCAUCAUUUUAGUUGUUAGUUCCUCCAUCUUCAUGCAUCUUUUUCCCUUCUCUGUCAAUUUCUCUCUCUCUCUCUCUUCUUCAUUUGCAUUAUAAACAGUGGCUCUUCGCAAAUUUAGGAUUCCCCUUUUACCUCUCUCUCCCCUAUUUCUUAACUCUUAUUAUACACCUGCUUGUAGUCGUCUACAUGGCUUUUUUUUUUCUCUAAGACCCUAUCAACCCACAUUCCAUUUGGAAAACAGUACACAAAAAUCAAUCUUACUACUAAAAUAUAGUAACAUACUAUCCUUUUAUAUUCUUUUUACUUACCAAUUUCUAACAUUUUAUUGUUUCAACUCAUUAAUCAACUAAUUAGAAAUGGUAGUAUUAUUCUGUUUUUAGACAUUUCUUUUUAUUAGUUUAGUAGUAAUUAGUAGUAAUGCAGUUUCUCCUUUGAUUUCUGAGCUUUUAUAUUGUCAAAAAAUUAAUUUUUUUAGCUCUUGGGAAGCGCCGGUGAGGGUCCCACCUGGCCACCUAGACCAGAAAUUCUUCUUCAUACAAAACCAUUUUUUUUUUUAAUCCUAACAUUUAUUUCUUGUAAUUUGUUGGAUUUCUGGUCUGGGUUUUCUCUUUAAAUCAUUUUAUCUAUUUCCCACAUUUGAAAUAUUCAAAUUUAUUUAUUUAUUUGAUUAUUUUUCUCCUUGUACCGAAUCUUAAUCAGAGCACAAUUGUUUUCAACUUAUUAAUGAACAUUGCCAAAAAUUAUUAGUUUGACAUAGUUUUAUUUCGAACUUUUGAUCAUUCCCUUAAUUUUUUUGAUCAAAUGAUUCUUUUUUAACAAUAAUUCCUUUGAUUGAUCAUUUCAUUGUUUUUGUUAUUUCUUAAAAGAAGCUGGGUUAUAUUGCAUUUGACUUCAAUUUUCUCGAUCAAAUUUUAAGCCCACAUUGCUAUAUUUGCAAAUCAACAACAAUUGCAUUCAUUGAAAUUCUGGGUUUUUCUAAGAUUUUAGGAUAAGCUAGAAAUCGAACCUGAGGUUUUCGAAUUAUUUUUGGGUUGUUGAUUGAGUUCUUCUCUUGUGAAUAGGAGAACCCAAUUGAUUAACCUGAUAAAAUUUGGUGCAUUGUUGUAAUUGCUAUUUUGAUCAAAAUAAAGGGUGGUCAAAUUUAGUUUUAAGGGUGUAAUUUGGUUUUUUAAUGCCAAGAUAUCAUAAAAAAGUGGGGGAAAAAAGUAUUUGCAUACAAAGUGUUUGUAGAAAGGUGGCUUAGAAGGUGAAAAAAUUGUUAUUAUGGGUUGCAUUUGUUCAAAAGAAUCAUCUAAAAGUAAUGAUCACAGAGAGGUGAACAAGUCUCAAGUGCAUUUGCUUCCACCAACAAAGAGAGAAGAGGUAAAUGGGUAUGGUGAGGGGUCAAUCAGGAGCAGGCCUCCAUCAAGGGUAACAUCUGCAACCAAUCAUUCCGGGUCGUUGAGUGGGUCGAGUCGAGCACCAUCAAAGGUCAAUUCUGGUAGUACUCUUGCCAAUGGCUAUUCAACUUCUCUUUCUAAUAAACAUGUGGAUGAUCAUCAAGGAGAGAAAAUUAAGACGAUCAUUGUCGAAAGACCAUCAUCAAAAGGGUCUCAUCAUAGAAGGGCAACUGUGGAUUUGGGUGCUGAUGGAGGUCAAAAGCCAAUGUCUAGGAUAAGUAGUAUGCCACGAGGCCGUCAUGGGGAGCAGGUUGUUGCUGGCUGGCCUUCUUGGUUGAGUUCUGUUGCAGGAGAAGCAAUCCAAGGGUGGCUGCCUCGACGAGCAGAUUCAUUUGAAAAGUUGGACAAAAUUGGCCAAGGAACUUACAGCAGCGUGUACAAGGCUCGUGAUCUUGAAACAGGGAAAAUAGUUGCUAUGAAGAAAGUGAGGUUUGUCAACAUGGAUCCAGAAAGUGUUCGCUUCAUGGCUAGGGAAAUACUUAUUUUACGUAAACUAGACCAUCCAAACGUCAUGAAGCUCGAGGGGCUAGUCACAUCAAGGAUGUCAGGAAGCUUGUACCUCGUGUUUGAGUACAUGGAGCAUGAUCUGGCAGGUCUUUCAGCAAGGCCUGGCAAUAAAUUCACAGAAUCACAGAUAAAAUGCUUCAUGCAACAACUGCUCUCUGGACUAGUGCAUUGCCAUAGUCGUGGAGUCCUUCACCGAGACAUCAAAGGUUCCAACCUUCUCGUUAACAAUGAUGGCGUGCUCAAAAUUGGAGAUUUUGGUCUGGCAACUUCUUUCAAGCCUGGCCAAAAGCAGCCAUUAACAAGUCGUGUAGUAACUUUGUGGUAUAGGGCCCCUGAACUUUUGCUGGGUGCAACGGACUAUGGAAUCGCUGUAGAUAUGUGGAGUGUGGGUUGCAUAGUUGCAGAACUUUUUGCUGGCAAGCCAAUCAUGCCGGGACGAACAGAGGUGGAACAAAUGCACAAGAUUUUCAAGCUUUGUGGUUCACCAUCUGAAUCUUACUGGAAGAAAACAAAAUUACCACAUGCAACUAGUUUCAAACCCUCACAACCAUAUAAGCGUCGUCUCAUGGAGGCAUUUAGAGACUUUCCUUCUCCUGCUUUAGCGCUUGUUGACGCCCUUCUCUCCAUUGAACCAGAGAAAAGAGGAACUGCUUCAACUGCACUGAAGAGCGAGUUCUUCACGACGCACCCACUUCCUUGUGAUCCAUCGAGCUUGCCAAAAUUCCCUCCCACUAAGGAAUUCGAUAUAAAACUCCGAGAUGAGGAGGCCAGAAGGCGAAAGGCAGAGGCCGUAAAAGGACGAGGGCCUGAAUCUGUUAGGAGAGGUCCAAGAGAGUCCAAGCCAACCCCAGAGUAUGAUGCUGAUGGAGAUGUCUCUUUACAGGGACAAAAGGGUGCGCGAAAUUACAAGGCGCAAAGAAAUGGAGGGAGUGCCUUGACAACAGAGGCAGACAGGCGAAACACACCCAACGGAAAGUGUAGUACUAUGGUUCACCCAAGUGCUGUUGGAUCGACGUGGAAUAAGAAGUCAAAGGAUGAAAAUGAUGCGCACGAGGCCCCUGGAAGAACUAUAAGCUCUUCCAAAAAUGGACCUGAUUCAAGAUCGCAUAGACUUGGCAUGGCUUCAGGAGAUGCGGACCUUUCAAACUUAUCUAACCGAAGUAAUGAAUGGGCUUCUGGCAAAGACAAUGGUUACAUGCCAAAGAAGAACAGGAUGCACUACUCUGGACCUCUGGUUCCUACCGGGGGAAAUCUUGAAGAUAUGUUAAAAGAGCAUGAGAAGCAAAUCCAACAGGCUGUCAGGAAGUCACGCACGGAGAAAGCCAGAAAUAAAACAAAUGAUGAUGUUUGGGAGGUUCAGUUGCAAAAUUCUAAUGGAAAAAAUGGUUGGUAACUUGUAUAGCAUAAGCAAAAGGUUCAUCAUCUUCGUUGAUCUGGUGUCUCGAGUAUUUGAAGGAGCUCAUAACAACAUCUGAGAGAAGUAGAAUUUUACGUACUAAUUGCAUUGAUUAACCAGGAUAUGAACAGAGCUCCAUAAAGUACAGGAAAAGAAUAGAAUUAACACUUUUUUUGGUUUUGCCUGGUUUAUUAUAGUCUUUGGUAUGGGGAGAUUUAUUAGUAAA
This is a messenger RNA of Beta vulgaris subsp. vulgaris (sugar beet), 3779 nucleotides long. RefSeq names its product probable serine/threonine-protein kinase At1g54610. Lineage: Eukaryota; Viridiplantae; Streptophyta; Magnoliopsida; Caryophyllales; Amaranthaceae. The transcript is spliced from 8 exons. Gene Ontology annotation, molecular function: RNA polymerase II CTD heptapeptide repeat kinase activity; ATP binding; cyclin-dependent protein serine/threonine kinase activity. Bases 1475 to 3550 code for a protein of 691 amino acids. Gene Ontology annotation, biological process: protein phosphorylation; positive regulation of transcription elongation by RNA polymerase II. The record is from RefSeq and is a predicted model, not a curated record. Gene Ontology annotation, cellular component: cyclin-dependent protein kinase holoenzyme complex; nucleus.